Molecule: messenger RNA, 3037 nt
Organism: Bactrocera latifrons
Lineage: Eukaryota; Metazoa; Arthropoda; Insecta; Diptera; Tephritidae
Exons: 4
Coding region: 699-2402 (567 amino acids)
Cellular component (GO): membrane
Source: RefSeq, a predicted model, not a curated record
UGCUACCAAAACGAACGAAAACGAAACGGAAAAUUAAACUUGAAAUUCAAAUGAAAGAAACUCAAAGGCUACUGAGCUGAACAUAUACAGAGCAAAAACGCCUACACAUAAAAUAGAAAAGAUUAAAUUAAAGUGAAAAUUUAACGAUUUGCAAAUGAACAUUUGCACACAACCGCAAGUGUAAUUAAGUGUACAGUCAAUUUGAGUGGCAGCUGGUGAGACAAAAGUGCAAAAAAACGCAAGAAAAAGCAAAAAUCUGUUAGUUACAUACGAAAGAUUGCCAACUGCCUACGCGCGUACGAAAAUCAAUAGUCAAACGUUCGACGAGCGUGCAGCGGGCGCGCGAGACACCAGCACAACAACAUCAGCAACAAUACCAACUACAAUAACGGUAAACGCGUUUGUGUGCACAUUGCAUUAAAAGGGCAAACGCCAAACGGCACCCGCACACACACACACACGCACCGGCGGCUGAGUGCCACAAAGCGCACCAUAUGACAGCAGCGAAAAGCGAAAAAACCAAAGUUUGAUUGCAAUUCGCCAACGUACACGCAAAAUUGCAUUGGAACCGCUGAACGUCUUUACGAAUUUGCACAACGCGUGCCGUGCAAAGUGCCUCCUGUACCCCCAACCCGUCAGAGGUGCGUACGUAAGCAAGUGGCAUCGUUCGACGCCGUGCUACAGCGACGAAGUUCACAAUGGCCAAGUGCGGUGCAAUCGCGCUGGCGCUGCUCGCUGCAGUGCUGCUCAACAUUUUGGGUCACUGCGAGAUGUCCGUUUACCCAGGGCUUCGACGCAAACCGUUACGCCAAUUUCUGCAACAACCGUUUGAUGUGUCAUCCGAUUAUUUGGCCCAACUUAUGGAGGAGAAUGCGCGGCGGCGGCUACAACAAACAUUCGAACAGCAAUUGGAGCGCAUUCACAUGCAAAUGAAUCGGCAACGACAACGCGACGAGCGGCGCCAACGUUUGAAUCAGCGCCUACAGAUGCUUGCCGCCGAGAAUGCGGAGGAGAGCAACGAGGAUAGCGGUGAGGUUGAAAUGGAAUCUACGGAAGUCGAUGACAAUGCCUACGAUGUCACUCAAAAUCAAGAUAAUGUAUAUAGAAACAACAACAAUAACAACCGAAAUCAAUACGUGGACCCGAACGGUUUCUUCACCUACAAAUAUGACACACCCAUGGAGAUGAAUUUGCGUGAACGCAUACCCUUCGCCGUGGGUCCAUCCGAUCCACGCUUCUUCGAGCAGAAUAGCGGUGAAAUUGAAAGUGCGCGCAACAGCGAUGAGUUGGACUCUCGCGCCUUGGAUGACUACCAGGAAUUUGUACCAGCCGAGUCGCAGAAUAUUGGCGAAAAAGCAGCUGCUAUUGCAGCGGUAAAUACGUCAGCCGCCAACGCAACUAACACUGAGGUCUCGACAGGCGCGCCCACUGACGUCAAAACGCCUGUUCUGGCGCCAGCACCUGUUGAUAGCGCGAAAUUGAGCGACGGUGGCAGUACCACCUUCCAUCGCAUCAAGCCGCAAAACGUUGCGGCGGCAGCUGCGGUCGCGGGCGCCGGCGUCGUGGCGGCAAUGAAGCUCCCAGUCGCACAGGACGCCAGCGAUGACAGUAAUGCACGACACCACAUCAAUGCGCUUAUUGAUAAGCUGCAGAAGGAAGGCAAGUCGGCGUCCAUCGCCAACACACACGAUGUGGCUGCAGCUCUGGGCGGUAACAGUAUCGGUGGCGGCGACAAUUUGGUGGUGCGUCAACAUCUCGGCGUCGACGGCGAGAUGGGCAUGUAUUUGGUGGCUUUGAUUGCUGGCGUAAGCGCCGCUGUAACUGUGGGUUUCAUAGCACUCGGCAUAGCCUGGUACACUUUGCGUCGCAAAUCGAAAGCCGCAGCGGAUGUGGAAUAUCCGGCGUACGGUGUGACCGGGCCCAACAAGGACAUCUCACCGUCGGGUGAUCGCAAAUUGGCACAAAGCGCACAAAUGUACCACUAUCAACACCAGAAGCAACAGAUAAUCGCAAUGGAGAAUCGUCAGGCGGCAGAGGGCAGUUGCGGCAUGUCCGAUGUGGAGAGCGAUGAUGAGGAGAAUGAGGAGGGCGAUUACACUGUCUACGAAUGUCCCGGACUCGCACCGCCAAUGGGCGAGAUGGAGGUGAAGAACCCAUUGUUUAUAGAUGAAACCCCAGUUACGCCAUCGACCAACAUCACCACCACAACCACGACCACCACUUCCACACCCAUCAUCACCAAUAACCUGACACAAGCCACACCACAACAACCACCCACACAACAACUCGGCAAGAAGCCCACUUACAAGGUUAUUGUUGGUGCUGCACCCAAUCCCAAAGCUACCUCAGCAGAGCCUACGUCUUCCGAGGAGAAUAGCAAACGCAAGAAGAGCAAGAAGUAAACCAACUAAGUGCAGCGGAACGGUGGAGCUCGGCGCAGUAGCGGUGCCUGGUGUUUGUGUUGUCAAAUAGAAAAGUGUUCCACGCAAGUGAAUUCGCGAGUGAUUUGCUUAAGCAUGCAAACAACGGGCGGAAGUGGAGAAACAGGGAAAUGUGUGGUAACACGAGUGGUGCCAUAAGAUGCAAGAAAUGGUGGCGCAAAGUAUUACUUCAAUUAAUUUGUUGGUUUAUCCACACUUCUCGAAGCGUUCAACUGGAAACCACUCUCUUUCACAAUUCCAAUUAACACAAUAAAAUAAACAGGUUAUUCAAAAUACUACAUGUGCAACAUAAUAGUUGUUUGAGCUGCAACGGUGAGCGGACUUUGUUGACGAGGUCCACUUGCUGUUGUUGUAGUAUUGUAAAUACACUUUAUAUAAAGGAGAGGUUCUAAUGAAGCGCAGUUUUGGUGUUAACGCUGAAUGAAGGAAGGAAGUGGUAGAGUCUGUCAAUAUUUUUGCAAUCGUGAAUGUUGAAGGUUUGCCAAAAUAAUGCUUAUUUUGAUUAAAUGUUCUUUAAAUUGCGUAAAACUCAUUUCUUUUUAUUUUGUGCUGAAAAAUAACUUUUGUUUUUGGUUAAUCCAAAACUUGUCUUCACU